Strigops habroptila (Kakapo) is the source of this 2506-nucleotide messenger RNA. It is a transcript of the gene NDEL1, whose product is annotated as nudE neurodevelopment protein 1 like 1. Gene Ontology annotation, biological process: microtubule nucleation; chromosome segregation; vesicle transport along microtubule. NCBI's taxonomy places the organism in Eukaryota, Metazoa, Chordata, Aves, Psittaciformes, Psittacidae. Bases 117 to 1148 code for a protein of 343 amino acids. The transcript has 9 exons. Gene Ontology annotation, molecular function: microtubule binding. Gene Ontology annotation, cellular component: centrosome; kinesin complex; kinetochore. The record is from RefSeq and is a predicted model, not a curated record.
CCGGCGCGGCUCCGUCCUGCCCGCCCGGCCACCGCCCUGCUACGAGCGGCGGCGGCUCCGCGGGGCCGGUUCUGCCGGCAGCGGCCUGGGGACACCCUCCAAAGGUCAUAUUGAUCAUGGACAGUGAAGAAAUCCCAACUUUCUCGAGUCCAAAGGAGGAAACUGCGUAUUGGAAAGAGCUUUCCUUGAAGUACAAACAAAGCUUCCAGGAAGCUCGUGAAGAGCUGGCUGAAUUUCAGGAGGGAAGCAGGGAAUUAGAAGCUGAGUUGGAGGCGCAGCUAGUGCAGGCUGAGCAGCGAAACAGAGAUUUGCAAGCAGAUAACCAAAGACUGAAGUAUGAAGUGGAAACAUUAAAGGAGAAACUGGAGCACCAGUAUACACAAAGUUACAAGCAAGUGUCGUGUUUAGAGCAUGACCUGAGCCAGACACGGGCCAUUAAGGAUCAGCUGCAUAAGUAUGUGAGGGAGCUGGAGCAGGCCAACGACGACUUGGAACGUGCCAAGAGGGCAACAAUAGUUUCAUUGGAAGACUUUGAACAAAGGCUGAACCAAGCUAUUGAGAGAAAUGCCUUUCUAGAAAGUGAACUGGAUGACAAGGAGUCAUUGCUGGUUUCUGUACAGAGAUUAAAGGAUGAAGCGAGAGACCUGAGGCAGGAGCUGGCAGUACGGGAAAGGCAGCAAGAGGUCACCAGGAAGUCAGCACCCAGUUCCCCGACGCUGGACUGUGAGAAGAUGGAUUCGGCUGUGCAGGCAUCCCUCUCCCUGCCAGCCACGCCUGUUGGAAAAGGAUCAGAAAACAGUUUUCCUUCCCCAAAAGCUAUACCAAAUGGAUUUGGUACCAGCCCCCUUACUCCUUCAGCUCGAAUAUCUGCACUCAACAUUGUGGGGGAUCUGCUACGGAAAGUGGGGGCCUUAGAAUCCAAAUUAGCUGCUUGCAGGAACUUUGCAAAGGACCAGGCAUCCCGGAAAUCCUACGUGUCGGGGAACGUUAACAGCAGCGUGAUGAACAGCAACGGCACAAAGUACCCUCACCCCGGGCACACUUCCUUCUUUGACAAAGGGGCAGUGAAUGGCUUUGAUCAAGGUCCUCCUGGCCUGGGAGCCUCUCGCCCCUCCUCAGCGCCUGGAAUGCUGCCCCUGAGCGUAUGAGCCCGCGGGAGGUCGUGUUCGGACUUGCGGAUGCUUUUCUCAGCCCACCAAGAGAAGAACUGCUCCAGCUCGCUCCCCGCUGCCGCCCCGCUGGAACACGACCCGGCCCAUGUCAUGUUAAUACAGUUUCUGUUCCCCUGUUGCUGUAGCAGACGUGCUCUGGCUCGGCCCCAUGCCCUGCAGUGCUCCGCUGCAGGGGAUGCGGGACUCUGCUCACCAGCCCUCGGCCCGGCAGCCCUUGGCCCUCGUGUUCUCUCUUCUCUGCCGUAGGUUUGGCACCACACAAGUGUUGGCUGCUCCGCUCCCUGCCCGCGCCAGCGUCCUGCCGCUGGGGCCGUGCGGCUGCUGCCCCCCACUGAGGCGCAGCCCUCGUGGUGGAGGCGCUGGUGGCUGCAGGUCACUCACUCACGUGCAGGCACAGCUCCGGGUGCUGGGGGGCAGGGGAGGACGAGCGUGUUCCCCCAGCCCUGGCGGGGCACUGUGCACAUCACCCCGGGCCCUGCUGGGCCAGGAGGGAUGGAGGUGCAGGGGGCAGCGCUGGUGGGUGGCCGUGUCCCAGCCCCUCAUUCCCAACGGCAGAUGCCUUAGUGUGAGCAGGGCUGGCUCUGUCAGCCCCUGACAUGUGCAGGGCCGCGUUCAGCUGCUGCAGUACAUGCACGGUGCCCAUGGACCUGCAGCACAUCGUCCUCGCCCCACUGUCUCCUGCCCUGGUCACAGCCUUCCCCACACCUCCACCACAGGGACCCCAGGACAGCCUUAGGAAGCCACUGCUCCCCAUGGCCACACGCCCCUUCCCUGCCCUGUGCCCCUCACAGCCCCAUCUGUGUAACAUGCGACUGGAUUGUUACAGCGUCACCCGUGGGCUCCUGUGCCAGUGUUGGGCAACUGCUCCGUGUGGGUCUUUCAAGCAAUGUGUUUGUGCGAUUUCUGUCGAUGUGCCUCAGAGGGGGUGGAUUUUAAAUGACCAAGCAACCCCAGCCGGGCUUGGAGCAGGGGGUGCAGAACUCUGCAGUCCCGAUCAGAGCCAUCAUUUGGUUUAGUUACGAGCAUGGAGAAACCCGGAGGGAGAUGGGGACCCCCCCACCCCAUGUUAGGGUUUGUGUGCUCCUUCCUGCGUCCCCUGCUGCGAAUGACUGUUUACAUUUGUUUUAUUGUACAUAGGUUUGUAAACAUAAUACCUUUGCCUAAGGUCUUCUUUGUACAUAACUUGGGCUUUGUAGCUUUAUUUAUUCAAGAUCUAUACGGCAUGUUUCCAUAGGACAAUGUACCGGCCCACCGGGGUGACACGGAUCAUGAUGUGGUUUAACACACGAACCAAUGAGCGUCAGCUUCCAGAAAUAAAGUUCUUUUAAUGUGGA